GUGGCAGCAGACCAAGUGGAAGAUGCAACAACAGUCACUUUGGUCAAUCCUCCCUCUGAUGCCGAGGUGGAAGUAACCUCAAAUAUUGCACAAGAUGAUGGUCCUAGAAGUGCAGAUCUGUUUGACUUGCUUAGCAGUUCUCCUCAAAUAUCUAGCAAUUCGGAACACAGUAGAAAUUCAGCAAACACAUCUCUUCUAUCCAGGUCUUCCAAGGAAACUGAGAGUGAGGGUAGUACCCCAGUGUCCAUCGGAAGGCGAAGGAGGAAUAAGAAAGAGUCAUCAGCAGGGGACACAAGUGAGGAAGAGACAGUUCUGCCUCCCAAAGUUUCUCGCACAUCCCGCAGUGUGUCACGAGGGUGUCCAAAGCGAGAGACUCGUUCAUCAUCACAGUCAUCUGACAACAUUCAACCAUCUCCUUCAGCGGAAACUAGCCAACAAUAUCUGGAGAGAUCCAGCGAAUCUGUAUACCUUACUCCACCAUCAAAAGAAACGAACAGUAAUUCAUUCACAACCCCUGUUCAAAUGGCUUCUGCUUCUGAUAAAAAGUUGCAUUCUUUGAGAAGUAGGAAAAAUGCCAAGACAUCUUCAAAUACUUCUGAAGAUAGAGUUUCAGUAGAAGAUACUUCAGAGUCAUCUUCAAGUGGGGAAAUUCUGCAUCAGAUAGCUGGUAAAAAAGCACGAGUAAAUGCCAAGAAUACAGAACUGUCAUCUCAGUCAUCACUGUCUCCAAAGAAAACACGAUCAAGAUCUCGAGUUUCAACCCCAAGUGAUGAUGCUACACCUGUUCGCAGGUCUGCAAGAAUUGAAUCUUCUACAGCAAGUGACUCAGACAAGACCCCAAAUACUGGUCGAUCAGCUAGUACCGACACUGGUCUGCGAAGAAGCAGAGCUAAGAAGUAUUCUCCGACCUCAAGCGCUGAUGAUCAGAGAGUACGAAGCACUCGCCAACGAGGUCGUUCAUCUAACAAGCAGGCAGUCAACGUACAAGCACAUCAAAGAAAUAAUUUCAGCAAAAUUUUUAUUUUAAUAGGAACAUUCUAAUUUUCAUUUCCUGUUGAAAGGUUUGAUUACUUUGUACAUCUUCUUAUUAUAAAUACUUGCACUAUAACUGAAUGAAUUUUUUUUUUGUUGUUUUUUUUUUACUUUUUUUUUUUUUUACUUUUUUUUCUCUUCUAUAGUUAAUGUUUUAAUAUCUAGCCAAGCAUAAAGAAUUUUAAUUCCUAAAAUUUCUAUCACUGUUAAAAAAAAAAUUUUCAAUAAGUGUUCUUGAGUUAUAAUGAUGUAAUGGAAAAAUAACAUUUUAAAAAUUAUAAAAUUUUGUGAAAUGAAUCAUAUUGAAUUUGUGAAUUUUGUUAAUUUGUUACUCCAAGUGUUUUACAAUUUUUUGAAUGGAUUAAGCUAAAAUUUGGUUAAAAUGUACAUUUUUAUAGUACAUUUUUAUUUCAAUUUCUUGGGGUACAAAAUUAAUUUGAGUGGCCCUAAAUAUUGCAGAAUUUAAAUUAGUUUUAUUUCACUAGAGAUCAUGGCUGAAUUUAUCGUUCAUUACUAUUGUCAGAUUAUAUUACAAACAAAACAGAUCUCUGGUUAUACUACGUUUAUGUACAAGUUUGUUGUGUCUUGCAUUUCAUUAUUGAAUAGAAUAAAGUAAAAUUACAAGUUUAGAGAAAUGGACUUGAAUAUAUUCACUUAACUUAUUGAAGAUGUUUUGGUAAUUUGAUCUUGAGUAAUUCCAUAUAUAGGGGCAAGAAAGUGUGGUGUUAAUAGUGGUAGUGGUGAUAUUUAUAGUAACUGGUAGUAGUCAGUGAAGGUUGCUGGAAGUGGAGAAAUGUUUAUGUCAGUGUUGUGUCACAUGGCAGUCUUAUGGAAGUAUGUUCUAUCUUAUUGGCUAAUGUAACUGAAAUAUUAUAACUGCUAGCUUGUUGAAUGAUGGUGUUGGAGGUGGCAAUGACUGGCACUUCAAGGCAUCUUCGUGGUUUUAAAUCAGGUUCCCAGUAGAGCAAAUUAAAGUCUUAAUGCAUGAGAUGUCUCUCAGUGUUUGUAUGUGAGAUACACAUGUUAGCUUCAUUCCUGCUGCAAGUAUUUUUAUGUUCACAAAUUCUCAUGAACAAUUCUCUUGAGUUUUUCCCACUUAAGCCUUGUUGCAUUGUCCUAAGAGGAUGGUAUAUACUGUACUCCCAUUUUCUGAAGAAGGAACAUCAGAUGAACACUUUUUUGGUGAGAUCACUAACUGAAGUGGUGGCUUGUAUGUUACUCAUGGCUAAAGCUUGUGUGGUGUGUACCUGUAUCAGUGCAAGUUAACUCCAGAAAUUUUGGCUUAUCUCUGGUAUCUGGUAAUUUGUGUGGAAUGGUUUGAUCUCUGCUUCUGCAAUCCUGAGUGAAAUGAGGGCAAUGAAAACAAUAAAUGUCAAAUGUAGGUACGUUCUUCUUUCAAGCAUACUUUAAGAUUAAAAUAAUGCCCAACCUUAUUAGGUGCUUUGGUGCAACAAAAAUUAAUUCUGGCUUGGCAGCGUGUAGCAGGACAUAACAGGAUUUCCUAAUGCUUUUCACUGCAUGCCCAGUGGCUUCUAGGCUUGUGUUGUGGAUGGAUAUGUGUCUGUGGUCUUCCUGCUGAUGUGAUCUUUAAUCCUGAUUUUAUCAGACAUUUUUUGCUUCAGGAAAUCUUGGGACAUCCUGCUAUGAGUUGCCAGGUCUGCAUUAAUUUUUUUUUUGCACUGAAACACCUAACAGGGUCAGGUAUUAUUUUGACAUAAAAAUAUGGUAGGUGCCUCUACCCAACAUAUUUUAAUGAUGAGCACUACAUGUUGAGUACUUGGGAAGAAUCCCACUAUGAUGAUGUGGUGUUUGGCAUAAAAACUUUGGUGUGGAGAGAAAUAUGCAAGGUUGUCCUUGUUAGUAGACUUCCUAUAAACCUUGAUGGACACUAUCUUUCUUGGGUGCUCUACACUGUUGAGGAAGGGAAGCUUACCAUUGGCUUUGAAUUCAAGUGUAAAUGUGAUCUUUGAGUCUAUGUUGUUGAUUUUUAUAUAGAGGCUUUUGUAGAGUAGAGAACUAGGAUUGUGUUUACAUACUGGAGCUGUGUGACAGUUGUGAGCCCUAGAAAAUGAAAGGCUUCAGUUCCUAUGUUUUGAAAAAUUUGUCUUCAGAGAAGAAGGAUGGAGACAAAGCCAACAAGUGAUGAAAAAGACAUAUACAGAGAGGAACUUUAUUGAGAUGCUUCACCCAUGGACAGGUAAAACGUCUCAAGUUGAAGUUAACACACAAGUCCAAGAGUGCAAUAAAGUCAAGGUGGGACAAAGCAAGGAUGUGUUCAUCAGUGAGCUUUCUAUGGAGAAUAUUAAUGGUAUAGAGUUAAUUGCAACAAUAGUGAAGAGGGAAGCGAUGUCAAAGGAUGUUGUGUGUUCCUCAUGUUGAUCUUGGAGAUGCAUCUCAGUAAAUCCCCAGAAUGUUUAAGGUGUGCAAGACUGACAGUACCAAGAACCAGGUGACCAGCAAGUUCGUGAGGAUGGGGGGGGGGCACACCCUAUACUUGAGAUAAUAGAUCUGAUGGUAAUGCCUGGUUUGUGUGUUACGCGAGGCUAAGUCUGGUGGAUCUAGGCUACCUAGGAGGAAGUGCAUAAGAACUCCCACACAAAAUGAACGUAUAACCAACUAUUGAUUUUACACUUGAAAUCUUAAUUGAUGGUAAGCUUCCUUGCUUUAACAAGCCUGUAGAGCACCUGAGAAAGAGGCAAUUUCUUUUGAGGAUUAUAGGGAUUCUGCCAAUAAGGAUGACCUUGUGCAUUUUUCACAUCAUGAUUCUUGCACCAAAUAAUGAUGUGCUCAUAGGAUUCUUCUUGAGGGCUCUAUGUAUCUGUAGCCCUGAGUUGUUGGAAAAAGAAUUCAUCUACAUUUGAUGAAGAUUUACUUGUUCUCACUUUUCUCACUGUAGAAGUAGAGCUCAAACCAUUCUACACAAUCCACUGACUACCAGUGAUAACUGAAAAUUUCUGGCAUUAGCCUUCAUUGAUGUAGGAAUACACAUCAUGUAUAAAUUACCAAAAGUAGUAUACAAGUCACCACUAUUGUCACCAUUUCAAUUGGUGACCUCACCAAGAGAAAAUCUCCAGUGAAUGUUCCCUCUAGGAAAAUUGGAAUACAGUAUACAGCAUGAACAUAAUGCCCACAGCAGGGAUGAUGCUAAUAAAUGUGUCAUGCAGAAACAUUGAAAAACAUCUUUUGCAUUGACAAGAUGCUAAUAUGGUCUACUGGGAACCAGAUUUAAAACAAUGAAGGUGCCUUGAAGCUUCACUCAUUGCCACCUCUUACCACCAAUGCUCAAAAGGCUGCCAGUUAUAUUUCAGUUACAUUAGUCCAUAUGUUAGAUCAUACUUCCACUUAAGUGCAACAUAUCACAGCAGUGAGAUAAACUUUUCUUCACUUUCAGCAAUCUUCACUGAUUACUUACUCUACUGCUACCAGCCAUACAAACAGUAAUAUAACCACCACUACUAAUACUACAGUCUCUUGUCUCUAUAUAUAGCAUGUCUACUCUCAUACUCCUCUUAUAUUUAAAGUGAUCAAGGUCCAAGGACUGAAACUGCUUCAAUUAGAGGUGUCUCAGUGAAGCAUGUGUUCAUUUCUCUCAAAUUGUUGGCAGUCAGUUUCCCUCUUAUUACAUAAACCUACAAGGAAAGAAUUUAUUUUUUAAUAUACUUCUUUUAAAAAAUUACUUUAAAUUUAUUUUAUAAGUGUCUUAGGAUCAUUCUGUAGAGGAAUAACUUUCAUAUAUGCCAGAAGGAAAGAAGAUUUUCCCAAAAUCAUUAAUAUGUAGGCAUAUAUAUAACAAGCAGAGUGUAGUAAAUAUGUGUCAUACCAUUUAUGAAAUUUUUUGAAAUAAAUUUAACUAAUGAA
Cherax quadricarinatus is the source of this 4890-nucleotide messenger RNA. The record is from RefSeq and is a predicted model, not a curated record. Lineage: Eukaryota; Metazoa; Arthropoda; Malacostraca; Decapoda; Parastacidae.